Molecule: messenger RNA, 219 nt
Organism: Pyricularia grisea
Lineage: Eukaryota; Fungi; Ascomycota; Sordariomycetes; Magnaporthales; Pyriculariaceae
Exons: 3
Coding region: 1-219 (72 amino acids)
Source: RefSeq, a predicted model, not a curated record
AUGCGCCGCAAAAGCCCCUUCAUCGCUAAUGUCCGCGCCAGGCGGCCGCCCAAGCAGACAAAUACUGUGUACAAAGGUGGGCCUAUCGAGAAUCGGAAGGCACGUCCAACUUUUGUGAACUUUUUACAACAAGCGUUGCGGUGGGGAGGGCCUCGACAAUGGAUGCUCGAGCGACUUGGCGGGCUUGAAAAUCCUGUAGCCUCUGAAUAUGUGUUCUAA